GGCGAGUGCGGCGACGCCACGCACUGCAUCAGCUGGUCGCGGUUGAGCAUCACCCACCGUCCGGUCGUGGGACUCGUGGGUGCCGUCAGGCGAGGUGAUCCAGUCGAAAAGUCGCAUUAUAUAAGACGCGCGAACGGAUGCGACGCGCGAUGUGAGGUACGCGAUUAUACGCGACGGUCGGAGAGGAUACCGUGUCUUCGGUCUUCGUCGAGUCACGUUCACGUUGCAUUGCGUAGCGUCGCGGCAUAACAUUCUUCACCGUUCCCCGAAUAACACACUGUACACACGCGCGCGCACGCGGUUGUCGGUCCCAUUCAGAAGAGCCCGAGAUAACGCGGCUCUCGAUCAGCGACUGUCGCGAGCACAAUUCGCGUCCAAGGACGAUCAUCGGCGACGUUACAGGCUGUAAUUCACGGAAGAAGCGAGGAUCGUCGAAGUUAUUCUUCGAAUUCUCGCCGUGUUCUCUCGCUUUUUCUCUUUACGUUCGGCAUGUCUCGCGUUUUCAUUCGCGCUCGUGCAAAGUUCAUCCCCGCCGGUUCGUCACCGCGAUAUGACGCAAGGGUGACAGGUCCGCGAUAAGAGUCGUGUCUGUUCUCGUGAUCGUGUGGUCGCCCACGCGCGACAACUUAUCGCGCUGCUGUCUAUUGAACUCACGAAGCUCGAGCGUGCUCGAGUUCCGACAGCUACUCUCGCCUGACAGCUCGACGGGAUGUCCAUUAAUCUGUGCGAGGUCGAUCCGUUCAGCGAGAUGCCGAUGGAGAUGCCUAUGGAGCAAGAGUCCUGCGAAGGUGAUAGUCAAGUGAUAGUGGAAGAAAGUCCAAAGGACAAUGUAGAAACUAAUGCUGUGAGUGAAGCAACUUAUGCAGAACCUUUGACCCCAGAGGAAAUACGGUGGUUUUACAAAGACGGCGUUGACAAAAGGUGGAACGAGUUUUGUGGAUACGACAGCUUAAGAAUCGAGAGAAUUUAUCGGGAGCGUCAGAGUUUAAUUAAUGAGAAUAACGAUGGAACAAACGGUUUGUCACCUGCUGAGAAAAUUGUAGUUAGAGGUGGAAUGUACGAUGUUGAUAUUGAUAAUAUGAAAUGCGUUUCGAUAUACUGGCCAGGUGAGGAAUGGGAAAUUAUGAGGGGUACAUGGUAUUAUGAUGGCAGCUGGAUACCGUUAGAAAUAGAACAUUCCAAAGUAAUAGAAGAGGUACAUCUUAAAUUAUUUCAAAAAGAAAGCAACAAUCAAAGUGUCACUACGUCUGAUACAAAUGCUCCUCAAUCUUAUAAAGUGUUACAUACCGAGCAAUUCCCCGAAUUUCAUGUUGACUGGCAUUCGGUUAACGAUGUGACACAAUAUAGUGAAUAUACACCUACUAAAUUGAUGCGUAGCGUUACAUCAAAAUUGGGUUUUGCGAAAACAACAGGCUAUCGAUUGAAAAGAGGCUAUAAAACGCGUACGAAUAUGGAGGAUAAGCCACGUGAUAUCGAUCAUUUAGUAUUUGUUGUUCAUGGAAUAGGACAAAAGCGAGACACAGGAAAAAUUAUACGUAACACUACAUGUUUUAGAGAUUGCGUGGACUGGCUUAAGCAGAAAUAUUUUCCAAAUUCUAAACACAGAGUAGAAUUCUUUCCAGUUGAAUGGCGGUCGUCGUUGAAGUUAGACGGAGAUAUAGUAGACGCAAUUACGCCUUACAGUGUAUUGAGCAUUCGCCACUUGCUGAAUACAUCAGCAAUGGACAUUUUAUAUUACACAAGUCCUCUGUAUGGUGCUGAGGUCCGAGCUGGUUUGCAAAAGGAGCUAAAUAGUUUGUAUUUUAUGUUUGCGAGUCGGCAUCCCGAUUGGCAAGGAAAGGUUUCAAUCUUGGCGCACUCCCUAGGAUGUGUGAUUUUAUAUGACAUAGUUACAGGUUGGACAGGACCUGACACGCGACUUUCGUGCCCACAGACGCAAGAAGUUUUAUUGCAAGGAUUGCAAUUUCCCAUUGAAAACUUGUUUUGCUUGGGUUCGCCGUUGUCUGUAUUUCUAGCGCUGCGCACACGUGCUCCAUCCAAUAGAUUAGAUGUGAUGCCGCAAAGUUUGUGUAAGAGGUUCUACAAUAUAUUUCACUGGUCCGACCCAGUGGCUUACAGAAUGGAACCGCUAUUGGAAAGGGGUUACAGUAAAAUUGAGCCAGUACUGAUACCACCAUACGGAGGAAUUGAUGGUCAGCAAAUGCCACAAUCGCCUUCAUCAUUGAACAACGUCGAUCCGACUCUACCACCUACAGAGAAUGACGAUAAAGACGAUAGUCCAGUGGAUAGUCCACCUAACCGUAAUGCAGAGAAGGGCUGGAGCCUUUGGGACUUAGUACGAGGUGGUUGGAACGUUAGAGAAGGUCCAUCUUCGCCGACACCAGACUCAAAUCCACCAAUCCGUCCAGGUCAAGAAUUAGCGCAACGAUUGGAUUAUGUGCUACGUGCGGUUGGUUUAGGAAGGAAUUAUUUGUAUACUGUAACAGCACAUACGGCAUAUUGGAAUAAUUACGACGUGGCCUAUUUCGUAUUAACAAGACUUUUCCCGACGCUAGAAACUUGAUGGCAGUUUAAACAGUUUAGCGCAGAAUCCCAACAGUUUCUGCUAAGAUGCUCUAGUCCAUUGUAGGCCUUCUUAGAACAUAAUAUCACAAAUAGGCCUACCACCAAAACAAUCUGUGAUAACGGAAAAACGAUACAAUAAUGUUGCAAAUUCUAUAAAAAUCAAUCAUUUUAUAUCGUUUAUAUAAUUGAGCAAAUCGCUUUGCAUCGAGUUACACGGGACGAAACGUUGUUUUUGCUCGUUUUGAAAAGUAACUUUGUAUGUACUGAACAUUAGGUAAAUCGACAUUUAUACGUAGCAUAAUAAACUCGGUAUCAUAGGAGCGCAUGGAACGAAAUGAUAAGUUUUAUGAAUUAUGUUACCACCUGAUAGAUAUAGUUUAUGAAUAUGUAAAAUAUUAAGUGUGACUUUACUUUGUAAAACUCUCUAUGACUUGUUAUGACACAGUAGUUGUUUUCGAAUAGUUUUUAAUUGAUACAUUAGUUUGACAACUAAUGUAUUCUCGUUGAUUGUCUUUGUUAUGUAUAUUGCUAUAUAUAUAAAUAACAAAUUUUAGAAUUACCAAA
Wasmannia auropunctata (little fire ant) is the source of this 3129-nucleotide messenger RNA. RefSeq names its product phospholipase DDHD1-like. Gene Ontology annotation, cellular component: cytoplasm. Gene Ontology annotation, molecular function: metal ion binding; glycerophospholipase activity. The transcript has 10 exons. The record is from RefSeq and is a predicted model, not a curated record. Bases 710 to 2563 code for a protein of 617 amino acids. Lineage: Eukaryota; Metazoa; Arthropoda; Insecta; Hymenoptera; Formicidae.